UAUAAAUGGAUGUUUUACACAAAGAUUCCUGUUGGAGUUCUACUAAUGAAUUUUGAUGUAGUCAACUCAAAUACUCACCAUGAUGAUAUUCAGCAUUUUUAUUUAGUAUGCAUACUUUUAUAUUACUGUCACAUUUACAGGCUCCUUGAGUCAUUUCUUAGAGUGUUGAUGAAAAAGGAGUGUUGAUGAUGUCUCCCUUAAUGUCUCUUUAGGCCGGCAGGAUGGAAUGCAACGGUUUGUGUAUUACGCAAACAAAAGAAGCUGGGUGGAAAGUCAAGAGCAGUGCAGGAUAAAGCACACCGACCUGGCAUAUGUGGCCAACGAGCUGGAUCACUCAGAGAUAACUAAUGUAGUGUCGGGCCAAUUGGCGUGGAUCGGUCUGUUCAGGGACGCCUGGCGGUGGUCGGAGGGAAGAGACACCUCCUUCAGGUACUGGCUCAGCGGAUCACACGACUGGGCAGACUGCGCUUCUGUUGCAGCGUCUCAGCAGGGACGCUGGGUCGGAUCUCAGUGUGACAACAAGGCCACGUUUGUCUGUCAGGGAGGUCUCAAAGUAAAGAAGAUGGUAAUAAGGAUUACAGUUCGCUCCAAUGUGGACCUCACUGUCCCCACUGUCAGUGAAGCACUUCUUGCAAAGGUAAAAAAAAGUGUAACUGGUCAAGUUAUAAAAACAAAAGAAAUAAAUAGAGAUAAUUCCCAUUUUCUGCUCUGCAACUUCGAUGAUUAUCAGACAUAAACAUAUUACACAGAUAAGCAGGUAAAGCUGUUUCUGUUCACCUUCAGUUUGAAUCAGACCUGA
Centropristis striata (black sea bass) is the source of this 799-nucleotide messenger RNA. Its product is annotated as C-type lectin domain family 10 member A-like. Lineage: Eukaryota; Metazoa; Chordata; Actinopteri; Perciformes; Serranidae. Bases 227 to 736 code for a protein of 169 amino acids. The record is from RefSeq and is a predicted model, not a curated record. The transcript has 2 exons.